CAUGCUGAUGACGUAGUUCAUACGCGCCGCUGUUUAUGUGAGUUGAAUUCAUUGAAACUCGUAAUAUUGUGAUACAGUCUGUCUAGCGUAUUAUGACAUGUUGAAUGUAUACGUAAAUUAAACAGAUGGACAUAAUUUGAGCGACCAUUCCGUAUUCGAGUUUGAAUCUGAGGCUGCUUAUAAUGAGGAUAAAUGAAGAUACAUUACUGGAGGGGGAGAAGGUUGUAUUAGUACCUUACAAUGCAGAUCAUGUUCCCAGGUAUCAUCAAUGGAUGUGCUCUCCUGAACUGCAGAAGCUGACUGCAUCAGAGCCCCUGACACUGGAGCAGGAAUAUGACAUGCAAAGAAGCUGGAGAGAAGAUGAUGAUAAGUGCACCUUCAUCAUCUUGGAUAAGCAGAAAUGGGCAGAUCCGAGCAUACCGGAGCAAGAGUGCAUGGUGGGAGAUGUUAACAUUUUUCUUACCGACCCCAGCGAUCCUUCCCUGGCUGAGUUGGAGAUCAUGAUUGCAGUGCCCUGCUAUAGAGGAAAGGGACUUGGAAAAGAAGUAACACGCAUGAUGAUGUGCUAUGGUAUCCAUAAACUUGGAAUUCAAAAGUUUGAAGUCAAGAUUGGUUUGGAUAACAAAAUCAGCAUUGCCAUGUUUAAGAAAUUCCACUUCCGAGAGCUCUCCAUCAGUGAAGUCUUUCAGGAAGUCACUCUUGGGGUCACCGUGAACGAUGCUUUACAAAAGCAUGUUUUUGGAAACAUGGAUUUCAUGCUGCAGAGGGAGUAUGGGAAGGCACGGGACAGCAGACAGGCACCGUUCACACCAUUAUCCCUGUGAUGAUGGUUUGCGGAAGACUAUGUGCAAAGAGAAAAGCCCUACAGUGCAUCUUAAUAUGAAAUAUUAAUCACUCAUUGUGUCAUAGAAACCUGAGGUAGCUGCCUCUAGUAGUGUUUAUCACAUUCUUGUAUGUGACAAAAUAUUUCUGAAUUUUUCAAUUCAGAACUAGGUGUGAUGACUCAACCACACAUUCAGUACUGUAUUAUUAGAAAUAUUACUGUAUUGUGAUUUUAACCUCUUAAGGCAUGGAAAUCCAAAAAAAAAAAAAACUAUAAACAAAAAUUUAGACUUUUAAUCUGCAUUUUAUUUGCAUACUGCAUGUUGUUUUAAAAACAUAAUUUACGUAGAGAAAACGGCUAUGAAUUAUAUUUGUUGCUUAUAUUAUUGUAAAUCUUUGUGAAUAUACACAAGAUACUAAUCAGUUUGUCUUUUGUCAGUUAUUUGUGUUAUAGUAAAUUUAUGGCAUUUAUCAUCCUUUCAGCAACAACAAAAAAAUUGUAUUGAAAACAAGUUUGUCAUCAGUUAAUGCUAACAAUAAAAAAGAAUCAUUGUC
Molecule: messenger RNA, 1377 nt
Organism: Labeo rohita (rohu)
Lineage: Eukaryota; Metazoa; Chordata; Actinopteri; Cypriniformes; Cyprinidae
Gene: nat9
Product: N-acetyltransferase 9 (GCN5-related, putative)
Exons: 7
Coding region: 183-824 (213 amino acids)
Biological process (GO): protein acetylation
Molecular function (GO): N-acetyltransferase activity
Source: RefSeq, a predicted model, not a curated record